Ceraceosorus bombacis is the source of this 1872-nucleotide messenger RNA. The record is from the annotation of a GenBank genome assembly. Lineage: Eukaryota; Fungi; Basidiomycota; Exobasidiomycetes; Ceraceosorales; Ceraceosoraceae.
AUGACGCUCAGCGCAUCAUCCACCUGCACCGCCACCUGGCAGUUCCUCUCGCGUCCCGAUCUCAACGUCCCCAUCCUCAACAUCACCCACAACACCCCGUCUGCCAGUCAGCUCUCCCCCGGCUUGCUCUUCAUCUCCCCCUUCUCUGGCGACUCGGAUCACGAUGAGCUGGCAUCGCCUCCACAGCCAGGUCCUUACAUCUUUGAGCCUCACUCUGGUCAGCUGGUUUGGAGCGGCUUUGCGCAGUACACUGCCGGCUGGACCGUCAGCUUGCACAAGACGCGCUUCAAGGGCAAGGAUGCGCUGCUGGCCUUUGAGGGCAAACACAAUGCUUUGCACGGCCAUGGCCACGGUCACCUGACCCUGCUUGACCAGUCGUAUGGCCUCAUCAAGAGCGUGGGAGCGGGUCAUCAUCGCUUGGUGGACAAGCACGAGGCGCAGGUGAUUGCAGAUGGAGCUUCCGCACUUGUUCAGAUCUACCAUCCCGUGCCCGGGUAUGGUUUGCAGCAGAGUGCAGGCGAGGGCGGUGAGGAGGGUGGCGAGGGCGGUGAGGAGGGCGAGGAGGGCGAGCAGCAUGAUCACGUUCACCGACAGUGGGUCGUCGAUGCGCAAUUCCAAGAGGUGGAUGUGCAGACGGGCAGGACGCUGUUCGAGUGGCACUCGCUCGAUCACGUGCCCGUGCACCACUCCAACAUCAGCCUCGUCGGUGGUCAGGCGGGCAAUGGCACCUCUUCCCAGCAGGCUUGGGAUUACUUUCACAUCAAUUCCGUCGACAAGGAUAGGCACGGCGAUUACCUCAUCUCUGCCCGCGACGUCAAUUCAGUGUACAAGAUUUCGGGCAAGACUGGCCGCAUCAUCUGGGCCCUCGGUGGUCGCAACACGCACAACAAGGACUUUGAGCAUCUCGAUGAUCAGGUCGCCUUCUCCUACCAACACCACGCCAAAUUCCACGGUUAUGACCACAAUGGCAGGCAGCUCAUCUCCCUCUACGACAAUAGCGCUCACGGCACAGAGACGGGCGCAGGCACAGAGGUUCGCGAUGCCAAGACCUCAUCGGGCAAGAUCAUCGCCCUCGACACGUCUGCCGACAGGUCAAAGGGAGGCAAAUGGACAGCUCGCACUUGGCGCGCAUUCUAUCCUCCAUUCGAUCUGCUCUCCAAGAGCCAGGGUUCGACGCAUCUCCUGCAAGAUGGUCACGUCGUCGUCAAUUGGGGUUCCGAGGGUGCGGUGACCGAGUUCAACGAUGCGGGAGAGGUGCUGUGGCACGCUUUCCUCGCAUCCAACAGCCAUCACCCAGAAGCGGCGCGCGAUGGACACGUGCAGAAUUACAGGGCCUUUAAAUCGACGUGGAGCGGCCACCCUGCAGAGGAGCCGGCAGUGGUGGGACUGGCAUACCGAAGCGAUGAGGACGGCAAGCUCUUGCCCUUCAAGGCGCGUGGCAAUGCGCGUGGAGCAGCACCUUUGAAAGCGCACAUCGUACUCGCAGCCAGUUGGAACGGCGACACCGAGGUGCGAGCGUGGAAAUUCCAGCGUCGUCGCAAGCCUGCUCACGAGACGCGCACUUGGUCCGAUUGGUCCUUCAUCGCUUCCUCCAUCAAGCGUCUCGAGGGCUGGCGUGGCGUGCAUCACCUGGCCACCAAGCCGCGUUCUGGCUUCGAGACGCGGGCAGUGGUGGGCGUCGAGAGCGUUGGCUUGGCCAGCGAGCUCCACAAGCACCAGAUCCGAGCGAUUGCUUUGGACGCAAGAGGCAGGACGCUCACAGUGACCAGGUGGGAGGAUAUCGACACGCAGAGGCCGGUCCCCCCGCAGCUGCAGGAGAUUGAUGCAGCCGGGGACGCAACUGCAUUUGUGGUGCAGACAGCGCAUCACUAG